AUGGCUGACGAAACCGCCCUCCACGACUUUCCGUCGCUGUUCUCCCUGAAGGGCAAGGUCGUCGUAGUGACUGGCGGAUCGAGAGGCCUGGGCUUGAAUGCUGCCUCGGCCUUCCUCCAAGCCGGCGCCUCGACCGUCUUCAUCACCUCGCGCAAGGCCAAGGCCUGCGAGUCGGCCGUGGCCCAGCUCAACGCCCUGCCGAACCUGAGUCCCGGGGCGCGCGCCAUCUCGGCGCCGGCCGACUCGUCGACCAUGGAGGGCAUCGCGUCGCUGGUGGCGCAGGUCAAGAAGCACACGGCGCACGUCGACAUCCUGUUCGCCAACGCGGGCGCGACGUGGGGCGAGGCCUUCGACUCGCACCCGGACGGGGCGUUCGCCAAGGUCAUGGACCUGAACGUGCGGGCCGUCUUCAACACGAUCCGCGAGUUCGCGCCGCUGCUGCAGGCGCGCGCGCGCCUCGAGGACCCCUCGCGCGUGCUCAUCACGGCGUCGGUCGCGGGGCUCGGCAUCGGCACCCUGGGCAAGCAGGCCACCUUCGGCUACAGCGCCAGCAAGGCCGCCGUCCUCCACCUGGGCCGCAACCUGGCCGUCGAGCUGGGCCCGCGCCACAUCACCGUCAACUCCAUCUGCCCGGGCUUCUUCCCGACCAAGAUGAGCUCCGGCCUGCUGGAGAUGAGCGGCGGGCUCGACAAGCACGCCCGCGGCAACCCCAUGCGCCGCCUCGGCCAGCCCGAGGACAUUGCCGGCGUCGUCAUCUACCUGAGCUCGCGGGCCGGCAGCCACGUCAACGGCGCCGCCAUCGAGAUUGACGGCGGCAGCCUGUGGGCGCGGGGCGGGCUGCUGGAUGCUGGGGAGGAGGACAAGGCAAAGCUGUGA
This is a messenger RNA of Neoarthrinium moseri, 876 nucleotides long. RefSeq lists its product as uncharacterized. NCBI's taxonomy places the organism in Eukaryota, Fungi, Ascomycota, Sordariomycetes, Amphisphaeriales, Apiosporaceae. Bases 1 to 876 code for a protein of 291 amino acids. Gene Ontology annotation, molecular function: oxidoreductase activity. The record is from RefSeq and is a predicted model, not a curated record. The transcript is spliced from 2 exons.